Molecule: messenger RNA, 1514 nt
Organism: Microdochium trichocladiopsis
Lineage: Eukaryota; Fungi; Ascomycota; Sordariomycetes; Xylariales; Microdochiaceae
Exons: 1
Biological process (GO): DNA-templated transcription
Molecular function (GO): zinc ion binding; DNA binding
Source: RefSeq, a predicted model, not a curated record
AUGCAGCAACGCGUCCAAGCUCUCGAGAGAGCUGUGCUGCAAAUCAGCCGUGGCCUUGAUCUACAUUCGGCCAACAGCCAGGGGGGCCGAAACAUCAGCGCGAGCCUAGCUGAAGCACUACGAUGCUUUCAAUUUCCGCGAACCGAAAACACGGAUCCUAGUAGCGGUGGCAUCCCGGAUCACCAUGAUAACUCCGCCAUGGAACCGACAGAUGAUGGCGACGAUGCACUAGAUUUCAUUGACGCCCCGCUGGUGGCACUCUUCAGGGCUACAAUGAAGCUUGAGAGAGAGGAACAUGGCGGCUCAGCCAGCUCCGUGGCUCGCAGCCUGAGCUCCUCGUCAAGACUCCAAGCGCUCUCCUCUGCCUUUAGUACAAUGAUGCUGAAAGAUGCUGAUUUGCGUUCUGUGCUCGACAGCACCGAGAAAUACUGGAAGCUAUGGCCCUCCUGCUAUGGCAAGAUCCAGCAUACCAACACUCUGCAAUGUGCGGGAGCUUCCGUAGCAGCAAGCAUCCUGCCCAACAUGGUCAACUCCGGAGACCCAUCGGUCAUGGCGAAGACGGCUCUUUUCCUCUCCCUCUGCAUCCAACAACUACCCGGAACCAGACCAUCAAUGACCCUGCUCUCGGCGCCCAAGUAACUACUUGCGUCAUUCAUGCGCCUAGCAGACGAUCUACUCUGCAUUUCGACUGGCGUUCGAGAGAGUCUAUUGACACCGCCGAAGCAUUGGUUCUUCAAUCAAAACUAUAUAUAAACAUGGGUAAACCUCGGAAGGCCUGGCUUUGCCUCCGUCGGGCUGCCAAUACAGCGCUGCUGCUCGGUCUCCACCGAGCAGACGAUCGUGGGAGGAGCCAGCGUGAAGAGUCCCUGUGGGCUCAAAUAUGGCAGGAUGAGAGGUUCCUGUCUCUGAGCCUAGGCCUCCCAAGCGCCAUAUCGAACCAGCACCCAUCCAUGUCCAGUAGCAAAUGUUCAUUCGACGAGAUACAUGGGCCGUUGAGGCACAGGCUCUGCCUGCUAAUAGGUGAAAUCAUUGAGCGGAACCAGGUUUCUACUCCGGACUAUUCAACAACUGUCAAGAUCGACCAAGAGCUAGAACAGUACAAGACGCUCAUGCUUGACGACUUCUGGAGCCAGCCACCUUGCCCAGACCAGCCACUCGUCGAUAUAUACCACGGCCAAAUUGCGAAGAUCUCAUACCUCCUCUGUGUGACCAUGCUGCAUAUCCCAUUCACGUUGAAGGCCCCGACGGACUGGAGAUAUGAACACGGCUGCCACUCCAUUCAGAAUGCAUCUCGGGAAGCCAUCACGAGCUACUUGCGGCUACGAGGAGUGACUCAUGCAGAGCGCAUCAUAUGUGAGGUCCUCGACUUCCAAGUUUUCUGUGCUGGGAUGAUUCUCAUGUUCGACCUACUCUCGCAUCCUCAUCGGUCUGCCGAACAGAGUAAGGACGACGAUAUCACACUCGUAGAAACACUUGCCGAAAGUCUAGAACGAACUGCCACAUUGAUGGAUGGC